CACACCAAAGAUAGAAGCUGUCAAAAUUUUGCAGGAAGGCACAUGCAAACGCUGUUUACAAUUUUCUACCCCGCGACAUCCCAGUGUUUGUUGUUUUGCACUGUUGUUUUCGUGGGGAUCACCUGAUCGUGUCCGUGUCGCGUACAAUGCGUUCCCAGGGCGCGGGUGCCAUGCCGCGCGUUUCGUGAUCGUAGAAAGCAGUGAAUCUUCGCAUGACGGGUGUGAUUUUUGCGUAACGUAAAUUCGCGAUGGGCGCUAAGCCGAGUACCGCGAACGGGGGGCAGAGUCCGCGUACGAGGACAUUCUCUACGAGUUCUAGCUCGGAAGUAGUGUCAGGAGGUGCAGGUUUCAAUUUGCUGCGAGCGAUACCUGGUAUUCAGGUGUCGAGUGACCGGCAGAGAGCGCGGUCGUUGUCCUCCGUGCCAGACCUUCAUGCUUCUCAUGAAGCAAUCGCGAUCCCUCCCAACUCCCAGAGUUACGAGGCGUCGGCUGCGGCCAGUCCCGACUCAGACUCCAGUUCCAACGAGGAACCGGGCCCCGCUCCUGGUACUUCCCUGGCCCUUGGAAGAGUUUAUGCAGCACACUCCUUGCCAUCACAUAUCUGGUCCAUUAAUGGUAUAAAAUGUCCUGUGUGCAGCAAGUUCGUGCUGCCGGACGACAUCGAGUGCCACCUUGUCAUGUGUCUAACAAGGCCCAGGCUCUCCUACAACGAGGACAUCCUGAGCGACUCCAAGGGCGAGUGCGUGAUCUGCCUGGAGGAGCUGUGCGCUGGCGACACCAUCGCGCGUCUGCCCUGCCUCUGCAUCUAUCAUAAGGGAUGUAUAGACCAAUGGUUUGAAGUGAACAGAUCUUGUCCGGAGCACCCAGGAGACUAGUGUGGGGGGCGACGGGCCACCCCGGCCACCGAGGGCCACCGCGGGCCAGUGGGCCGCCGUGGGCUGUGGGCUGUGGGCCACCCGGCCAUGUGCCAUCGCGAGUGAUAAUUUUAUACAAUGAAUGGACUGCGCGCCGCGCUUGUACAUACAAACUAUGAUAGUGAGAUGUUUUACCAAUUAAUUAAAUAAAUAAAAAACAACAAAAAACAGUUAUAGUUAACGCUAAAGGGAAAUUCUCGGUGGAGUAUUAUACUAAUUGUAAAUUUUACAUCGUUAAUAUUUAGUUAGUGUUUAUUUGAUAUUAAUGUAUAAUUUUGGUAUACGUUGUAUAGUUUUGCAGUAAGCUAUAGCCGAGGUUGCGUUAGGCGCUGCGAUCCGGUCGCAGUUACAUAUCUGUUUCGUAAGCUUAUGGUGUAAUUAUAUAUAUAUGAUUUGAUCUUUUUCAUCUUGAUAAUAAAGUUGAUUUGUUUCUAAAUUUUC
This is a messenger RNA of Amyelois transitella, 1355 nucleotides long. Its product is annotated as E3 ubiquitin-protein ligase znrf2. The transcript has 4 exons. Lineage: Eukaryota; Metazoa; Arthropoda; Insecta; Lepidoptera; Pyralidae. The record is from RefSeq and is a predicted model, not a curated record. The coding region runs from base 249 to 875 and encodes 208 amino acids.